AUGAGCAAAAACGGCAGCAUCCGCAGCUUCUUCAGGCCAGUCCCGCAGGCUUCACACACGUCACAGCCCUCGCCGCCCUCAGAAUCCCAGUCUUCUCUUCCACAGCCACCUUCGUCGCCAAAUCCGGCCCUGCUGUCUUCACCGCAGCCUGCAACGCCACCACGCCCCCAUGCCAUCAGCCGUGAUGCCAUCAUCCACGGAUCGGAUGAAGAGGACGAUGCGUCCGACUCAUCACUGCCUGAUCUUUGCGCGCUUCCCCGCCAAGCCGAGUCGCCUAUAGCAUAUCCCUCUCCUGCCCCCAAGGACCGCAAUUCCUGCGUGACGCCUAGGGCGAAGAGGACGGCCAAGGAAUUCCAUUCCUCGCCGUUGACUCUGAUGCCCAAAUACAAUCUACCGCCAAAGUUUGAUCUCAAGGCGCUGUUGAGCCACGCCAGGAAGGAUGACGCCACAGAGGCAAGUGCCCAGAGGGUCUCGGCUACGAUCUCCAGGAAGCAGAGCCCAUCUGCCCUUUCUGCACAAAACGAUCCCGCCGCAGUGUUGCACAAGCAUGUGAUGGACCUGGGAGAUGGCGAUGACGACGAAGAUGCAGAAGUGGACAAGCAUAAGCUUCGCAGAGCCAUCGACCGGACCGAACUCGGAGCCGCCCGCAAGAGGUGGUAUUUCUUCAAACAAAACUUUGAGCCGCCGCCCUUUUCUCAAACUCCUUUCCCGAACGCGGCGGCGACAGGCAGAUGGCGCUUCUUGAAGGAUGCAAAGUCAAGGCGUGAAGACUUUGAGAACGGCAUCCCCCAGCUCAUGGUGACGAAGCAGAAUGACUUGCCUGAUGAGAUUUUCCUCUGGGUGCUGGACCAAGCAUGCCUUGAGCCAGCUGAUUCUCUUCGAGCGACCUACGUUGGACUGCUUUCAGUCUGCAACCACCAUAUCACUCGUCUUGUCGAUGCGGACCGCCUGAAGCAGAUGUUCCACAGCUUGGGGUGCCGUUGGGAAAGCACCGAUUUCUCGAGUCGGCUGGACAGUAUUCAGGAGUUCAAUGAUCCAUAUCCGGGUAGGACCUGGUCUCAGCUUCGAUCUGUCCUUCAGUUCCUGUCUGUCGCAGCACCACACAUGUCGCCAGCCUGUCUGACGUGCGCUACCAACAUCCUUCUACGACUGGGAAUCGACACUGUUGUGAUUGAGAACCCAGAUAUCAUGGUCGCUUACGAGGAGGCUCUUGCAAACAUUGCCGACAAUGUGGCAGCGAACCAUUGGCAUGAGUUUUGCGAAGAAGUGUGUAUGACUUUGUAUACAAGCGUGGAGCAACCGACCCUGAGGUGGCAAUCUCUGUCUUGCAUGCCGUCAGGGAACCCCAGAGUCCACGAUCUACGGCGAAGGAUCGCUGCUGUGUCGUUCUUUGAUGACCUCAAAUACUCCCUGCACGAUGCCAUCUCGACGCUCCCAAUCAGCGUCAUCACAGAUCGACUGAGAGCAGACGAGCUCACCGUAAAUGCUCAAACCGAUUAUUACGACCUGACGGCAAUGAUCAGACUUCUAGACAUCACCGUCAACGACGGACUGAGUAAUGCGUACAACCCCCCGGACGCACACACCGAUUUCGACACCGACAUCGACAACCUGGCGCAGCGGCUCAAAGAGAUCUGGCAGGGCAUCAGCACUUCCGGCGCCGGGUACAUAUCUCGACUCGAGGCCAAGACCACACUGAAGAGCGUUCAGGAACGGCUCACGCACACUGUGCGCUCACGGCCCAAGCCAAAGACGGACAUUUACAGCGCCCUUUCGGCGUCGAAGACAGAGGACCCUUUCCAGGCGAAGAAGGAAGAGAGGCAGAGGGAGAAGCAACGAGCCAUGAUGAAUAGCUUUCUCCGGAAGGCGAGGCCGGUGGACUCUUUGACGUAA
Thyridium curvatum is the source of this 1893-nucleotide messenger RNA. RefSeq lists its product as uncharacterized. The coding region runs from base 1 to 1893 and encodes 630 amino acids. The transcript has 2 exons. The record is from RefSeq and is a predicted model, not a curated record. NCBI's taxonomy places the organism in Eukaryota, Fungi, Ascomycota, Sordariomycetes, Thyridiales, Thyridiaceae.